AUGGAAGCAGAAAUGAUAUGUACAGAACCACGGCCACUGUCAAGAAAUGAGAGCCUGGUUUUUGCAGUCAAUGGAGAAAGGUUUGAGAUCCAAAAUAUUGACCCUUCUACUACUUUGCUCCACUUCUUGAGAUCCCAAACCCCUUUCAAGAGUGUCAAGCUUGGUUGUGGUGAAGGUGGUUGUGGUGCUUGUAUUGUUCUUCUGUCUAAGUACGAUCCUGUACUUAAAAAGGUUGAACAUUUUACCAUCAGUUCAUGUCUUACGCUUAUUUGCAGUAUAAAUGGCUGUUCAAUUACUACAAGCGAAGGCCUUGGAAAUAGUAAAGAUGGUUUCCACCCAAUUCAUCAAAGGUUUGCUGGAUUCCAUGCUUCUCAAUGUGGCUUUUGCACUCCAGGAAUGUGCAUGUCCCUUUUCUCGGCUCUCGUCAAUGCUGAAGAGAAACAGAGUCCCGAACCCUCACCCGGCCUCUCCAAGCUGACAGUUUCUGAAGCUGAAAAGGCUAUAACGGGAAAUCUUUGUAGAUGUACAGGAUAUCGACCCAUUGCAGAUGCCUGCAAAAGUUUUGCUUAUGAUGUUGACAUGGAGGAUUUGGGGUUCAAUUCUUUCUGGAGAAAGGGAGAUACCAAGGAAGUGAAAGUAAGUAGAUUGCCAUCCUAUAGUCCGAAGGAACAUAGUUGUAUGUAUCCUCGAUUCUUGAAAGACAAUGUUAAGUCUGUAAUUCUUUUGAAUUCUAGAAGAAAUUCUUGGUACGCUCCUGCAACUAUUCAGGAGCUUCUAAGCUUGUUGCACUCUGAUGUGGUGCAAAACGGUACAAAGAUUAAGCUGGUAGUUGGUAAUACAGGGACUGGUUAUUACAAGGACACAGAAAUAUAUGAUAAGUAUAUUGAUUUAAGGUAUAUUCCAGAUCUAUCGGCGGUUAGAAGGGAUAACUCAGGUUUCGAAUUCGGAGCAGCUGUGUCGAUUUCAAAAGUGAUUUUCAAUUUAAAGGAAGAACAAAAACUUAACUCGUGUUUGGAUGGAAAUAUGGUGUUUAAGAAAAUCGCUGACCAUAUGGAGAAGGUUGCUUCAGGGUUCAUUAGGAACUCUGCUAGUCUAGGGGGUAAUUUAGUGAUGGCACAGAGAAAUUAUUUUGCUUCAGAUAUAACUACGUUGCUUCUUGCUGUCGGUUCGAGCGUCAGCAUACUGGAAGGUCAUAAACACGAAAAAGUUACACUACAAGAAUUUUUGUCUAGGCCACCAUUGGACUCCAGAAUAGUUCUUAUAAGUGUUCAUAUCCCAUUUUUGGAACCAAUAAGAAAUAAUGAUUCUGUCGAAACUAGUUCUGGCUUGUUGUUUGAAUCCUAUCGUGCUGCAGCCCGGCCUCUUGGAAAUGCAUUACCAUAUUUAAAUGCUGCUUUCUUGGCUGAUGUUUCUUGCAAUAAAAAUGGAGUUUUAGUAAAUAAUAUUCAAUUGGCUUUUGGUGCUUAUGGGACAAGACGUGCUACAAGAGCACGGGAAGUUGAGGAAUAUCUGGCUGGGAAAACACUUAGUGUUGGCAUUCUAAAUAAAGCAGUUGAAUUAGUUAAAAGUUCUGUGAUACCUGAGGAUGGCACUUCUCAUGCUGCUUAUCGGUCCAGCUUAGCUGUCAGUUAUCUAUUUUCAUUUCUUUUUAGCUUUUCAAACAGUGUUGAUUAUGCGAUUUCUGAUGGCCCAUUUGAUAAAACUGAUGGCAUUUUGCUGGAAGAAGCUUGCAAAAGGAACAAUGACGAUGAUCAUAGUCAAAUUGUGCAACCAACAUUUUUGUCAUCUGCAAAUCAGGUCGUGGAAUCCAGUAGGGAGUAUUAUCCAAUUGGUGAAUCAAUUAUAAAAUCUGGUUCUGCCAUUCAAGCUUCUGGUGAAGCUGUGUAUGUGGAUGACAUUCCAUCACCACCAAACUGUCUUCAUGGAGCAUUUAUCAAUAGCACCAAACCUUUAGCACGUGUGAAGGGCAUUUCUUUUGAGUCUGACUCGCUACCAAAUGGGGUUACUGCUAUUAUCUCUUUCAAAGACAUCCCAGAAGGCGGGGAAAACGUUGGAAGCAAGACAGUGUUUGGUUUCGAACCUUUAUUUGCUGACGAUCUCACUAGGUGUGCUGGUGAGCCUAUUGCUUUUGUGCUUGCGGAGACACAAAAGUAUGCUGACGUGGCUGCUAAAAUGGCCCUGGUUGAUUAUGACACCAAAACUAUAGAUCCACCCAUUUUAACCGUUGACGAGGCUGUUGAUAGAGCAAGUUUUUUCGACGUUCCUCCUUUCUUAUACCCAGAAAAAGUUGGCGAUUUCGUGAAAGGGAUGGCUGAAGCUGACCAUAAGAUUCUCUCUACUGAGGUCAAGCUCAAUUCGCAAUACUAUUUUUAUAUGGAGACCCAAACUGCUUUAGCAAUCCCAGAUGAAGAUAACUGCAUGGUAAUUUAUAGUUCAAUUCAAUGCCCAGAGUUCUUGCAUAGUGUAAUUGCGAAAUGUCUUGGUGUUCCCGAGCAUAAUAUCCGUGUGAUUACAAGAAGAGUAGGUGGAGGCUUUGGUGGAAAGGCAAUAAAAGCAAUGCCUGUUGCUACAGCAUGUGCACUUGCCGCAUACAAAUUAUGCCGUCCAGUCAGGAUAUAUCUAGAUCGUAAGACUGACAUGAUAAUGGCAGGAGGAAGGCAUCCGAUGAAGAUAACUUACACUGUUGGAUUCAAAUCAAACGGGAAGAUAACAGCAUUGCACCUUGACAUAUUAAUAAAUGCGGGAAUAAAGCCAGAUAUUAGCCCUGCAAUGCCGAGUAACAUACUAGGUGCACUUAAAAAGUAUGAUUGGGGUGCUCUGUCUUUUGAUAUAAAGGUAUGCAAAACAAACCAUCCUAGCAAAUCUGCUAUGCGUGCCCCGGGGGAGGUGCAGGGAUCUUUUGUAGCUGAUGCUGUGAUAGAGAAUGUAGCUUCUGUGCUGUCAAUGGGAGUGGACUCUGUAAGGAAACGGAAUCUUCACACGUAUGAAAGCCUUAACUUGUUCUAUGGGAGUGCCGCUGGGGACUCCAUAGAGUAUACUUUGCCUACUAUAUGGGAUAAGCUGGCCAGAUCAUCAAGCUAUGUCGAUCGGAUUGCUAUGAUAGAACAGUUCAAUGGGUCUCACAAAUGGAGGAAACGGGGAAUUUCUCGAGUGCCAAUUGUGCAUGAAGUUUUAGUAAGACCGGCCCCAGGAAAAGUGAGCAUUCUUUGGGAUGGAUCUAUUGUUGUAGAAGUUGGAGGUAUAGAAUUGGGCCAGGGGUUGUGGACAAAGGUAAAACAAAUGACGGCUUAUGCUCUCAGUACAAUUCAAUGCGAUGGAAGUGAAAAUCUUGUCGAGAAAGUAAGAGUUAUACAGUCGGAUACCUUGAGCUUAAUUCAAGGAGGGUUCACUGCUGGGAGCACGACAUCUGAGUCAAGUUGUGAAGCAGUUAGACUAUGCUGCAAUGUUUUGGUCGAAAGACUAGCCCCUCUUAAGAAACAGUUGCAAGAGCAAAUGGAUUUCGUGAACUGGGAUAUCCUGAUUCUCCAGGCUCAUUUACAAGCUGUAAACUUAGUAUCAAGUUCUUAUUAUGUGCCAGAGUCCAGCUCAAUACGAUACCUGAACUAUGGAGCUGCAGUAAGUGAGGUAGAAGUGAAUAUUCUGACAGGAGAAACAAGAAUAUUGCGAUCAGAUAUUAUCUAUGACUGUGGACAAAGCAUGAACCCUGCUGUGGAUUUGGGACAGAUUGAAGGGGCUUUUGUACAAGGAAUUGGCUUCUUUAUGCUAGAAGAAUAUCUUACUAAUACAGAGGGAUUGGUGAUUGCAGAUAGCACAUGGACUUAUAAAAUUCCAACUAUUGACACUAUUCCCAAACAGUUCAAUGUUGAGGUUCUAAACAGUGGAUGUCAUAAAAAACGCGUUCUUUCAUCUAAGGCUUCAGGUGAACCACCAUUGCUUUUGGCCUCUUCAGUUCACUGUGCUACUAGAGCAGCCAUUAAGGAAGCCAGGAAACAGCUCAAAUCUUGGGGCAGUGUAUUAGAUGGUUCUGAUUCUACUUUCCAGUUGGAGGUCCCGGCUACCAUGCCUGUCGUUAAGAAACUCUGUGGGCUCGAUACAGUCGAGAGGUACCUACAAAGCUUGCUUACCCCUUGA
Fraxinus pennsylvanica is the source of this 4131-nucleotide messenger RNA. NCBI's taxonomy places the organism in Eukaryota, Viridiplantae, Streptophyta, Magnoliopsida, Lamiales, Oleaceae. The record is from the annotation of a GenBank genome assembly.